Messenger RNA from Astyanax mexicanus (Mexican tetra), 5790 nucleotides. It is a transcript of the gene atn1, whose product is annotated as atrophin 1. The record is from RefSeq and is a predicted model, not a curated record. Gene Ontology annotation, molecular function: transcription corepressor activity. Gene Ontology annotation, cellular component: nucleus. The transcript has 9 exons. Lineage: Eukaryota; Metazoa; Chordata; Actinopteri; Characiformes; Acestrorhamphidae. Bases 109 to 5085 code for a protein of 1658 amino acids.
UGAAGUUGAAGCACUGUGACUGCCUGUGUCUUAACCUACAUCCGAGGCUUCUCUUGACCAGACGUUCUCUCGCUUUCUGGGAGGAAUGGAUCCUGUGGAGAGACAGCGAUGAAAACCAGAACCCACAAAGACCCGAUGCCCGUGCGUAGUGGGCGUAGGAGGGGGGGCAGCGAGGAGAGGAGGGGCAGACGUCCUCACCCCAGCCCCUCUCGAGCAGAACGAACUGAAAGACAAACACAGAGAGCCGCAGGAGAGGAGCUGGCUGUGGGAUGCUUCAGCAGGCGCUCUCAGGGACAUGAUUCGUCUGAAAGCGAGGGAGAGGACCUUGUACCUCCGCCAAAGAGGCAGAAAGUUCAGGACUCGUUGCCUAAUGCCCCAACUUCAACCCAUUCAACUGACACCACAACUGCAGCCCCAAACCCAACCACGUGCAACAGCCAAUCACGGGAGAGUGACAACGAAGAUGGCCAGUCACAAGGCAGCCGCAGCUCAGUCGGUGGGAGUCUAGCUAAUAGUAGCAGUAGCAUUAGCAGUGGGCGGGACAUUGAUCAAGACAAUCGGUCAUCUUCCCCAAGUCUCUCUGCCUCCCCGCUGGCCAGUCUGGAUUCUGAGUCGGACUCCCCGGACUCACCAAAGCAAGGCAGUAAGACUAAGGACGGGGGAGCGUCUAAAUCCGGAGGGGAAGAAAGGAGGGGAGCAGGGAGGGCAGAGGAGAGUGGCAAUGGGGAACGCAAAGAUGGCGAGAGUGGGACUGAGGUAGAUUUAUCCUCCCUGAAAUCACCAGCUUCCCUCUGUCCUCCCCAACGCGGAGACUCUGCAGGCGUCGGCGUAAGCGACAGUGGCAGCAGGAAGCCGUACUUCUCACUCGACUCCAAACUGCCACUGAAAAUGGAGUUUUCCGGGCCCAUAGGCAGUGAUUCUCUGCACGGCUGUGGCCGCAUUAACCCCAAAACUGUCUCACAGUGUGGAGGCAAGGCAGGAGUGGGAGGGACAGAAUAUCCCCAUGGAAACCCUAGUGUUGGCCAUGCACCCCCACUCCCCCCUCCACCUGCUCUAAAGCCUCUGGAGGCAGGGCAGAGCAUUCCAGUUGACAUUAAAACAGAAAAAGCAGAGAAGUGUGACAAGACCGCCCCACCCUCUCUGCUCCCACAGACUGGCUCCUUACCGCAGCAAACCCCGCCUCCUCCACACACACAUCACUACAGUCCCACUACCUGGUCAGGUGGACAUGUCUCCAAUUGCCCUGGCAGUUGGGGAUACAACCGUUACCCAGGUGUUCAUCAUGCACCUCCUGUGCAACAGCAGCAGCUGCCAUCUGUGUACAACCCUCCUUCAUCCAAUCGUCACCAGUCUCACCCACCUUACCUGCCUCAUCCACAUCCCCAUCCACACAGGGAGUACCUUCCCAGGUAUGGUGGGCCGACAGAGAGGGAAAGGUCUGUGAGGGAAUUUGGUAUUAAGGACGGAGCUUCAAGCACAAACAGCUGUGUCAAUACCUGCAGCACCGGUACAAGUGGUUCCAACAUGGGUCGGGACUUUGGAAAUCAAACACCAAGCCAGAACCGGGACUACGGAAACAUUGGAUCUCUGCCACCAAGCCGGGAUGGACCUCCAGGAGGUCGGGAUUAUGGUCCAGGUUUUAGAGAGCGGGAUGUUGGAAGAGACUUUCCUUUGCCAAACCAACAGCACCUAGCACAGAGCCGAGAGUUUGGACCUGGAGGGCCAGGAGUGGGAGGGUGUCAUCCCAGAGAUAAAGAAGGCAGAUGGGGAGAGUUUGCGGGGCAGAUGAGAGAAACAGGGGGAAACAGUAAUCCCAGUAACAACAGCCAAGGGAAUGUUAGCACCCCAAGCACUGGUUUGCCUUCUGCGCAGCUGCUGAAUCGCGAACCACCAAAUUCCCCCCAGAACAGCUCAGCCCAUCCUCCUUUGUCCACUUCGAACUCAGUCACCCCAAACAAAGACUAUCAGUCUUCAGCAGAGGUCAGUGUGCAGCAGCCCGGGCAGGGGCAGUCCCCUCAAGCUCCCUCCUCCGGAACAGACGCUCCCCCCACAGGACACUUCUUAAGGGAUUACCCUCCUCCAGGGGCACCCCCUUCAUCUAUCCCUCAUCCUGGUGCAUCCAGGGAGUACCCCAGCCCUACUGGACUUGCUCCAAAUCUUGGUCGAGACUAUGCAGGCGGACCCCCGGUUUCCCACCCAUCACACUCACACUACGGACUCCAGUCGGCCAGUUUGGCCAUGCAGUCCAGAGAGCGUGAGAGGGAAAGAGAGAGAGAGAGCGGUGCUCCGGCUGCCCUCUAUCCCAAUCGCAGUCAUCCACCAUCCCUUUCUCCAUCUUCGUCUUCCUCUUCACAUGGACAUCCAACUGCCACCCCUUACCCCCCUCCCCCUCUUCCCCCUCAUCCUCCUACAUCCCAUGGACAGGCCCCGCCUCCUCCCACACUUACAGGCAGUCAUUCACGCCCAGGUCCGUACCCCUCAUCCAAUCAGAGCCCGCCGAAACCCAUCUCUCCGCUUCCUAGCCCCUCAACCAAUCAGAUUGGAGUAUUCCCUCCAUUUCCACCAACUUCUGCUCCUGCAUCGAACGUACCACUUCCUGCAUCAGGUGCAGCCACUUCCUGUCUCACUGGCUGCAGACCUGCCCCCUAUCAUGGCACUUUAAAUAGUCACGCCCCUUUUACUAGCUCUUACCAUAGCAGUGCUAACAAUAGCAACGCUUUGGCGACAAGCAAUACGAACAACGUCAUUCCCAACAGCAGCAGUAGCACUAACAGCCACGUGCAGUUGCACUCUCCUCAGCACUCCAAAAUUCAGCCACAUCUGUGCAGCUCUUCCCAACCAACUGCAGCACCACCCACAUCCGCAGGAACAGACGGACACUCUGAUUCAUCCUCCUGUCCUUUGCCGCCCGUCAUAAAGGAGGAGCCAGUAGAGGAAAGGGAGGAGACCGAGAGUCCGCCCCCUGUUCUCAGAAGCCCCUCCCCAGAGCCAAAACCUGUUGACAUUCCAAUUCACGCCAGCCAAUCAGCUCGGUUCCACAGGGUACUUGACCGAGGCACGGGGAACUCGUGUGCCCGCACAGACGUUCUCUUUGUUCCUUUGGAUGGUUCUAAGCUUUGGAAGAAGAGGAACGAGGCCAUUGAGCGGGCCCGCAGAGAAGUGGAGCAGAGAGCACGAGAUCUGAGGGAGAAAGAGAGGGAACGAGAGAGGGAGAGAGAGAGAGAGAGGGACCUGGAGAGACACUUGCAGCAGAAGGAGAGUAACUGCAGCUCUAAUGCAGGUCUGGCUGCUGCGGGUGCACGUCAGGGCUCCUCUCUCUUUUUCUCCCCUCCUUCCUCCAUCCUCCUGGACCCUUCCUCAUCCUCCUCUCCCUGCGUGAACCCGUCACACCCCGCGGUCCACGCACAGCAACAUGCUGCCCACCAUGCAGCCCAUGUCCACUCCCUGCACCCCUCCCUCUCUCACUCUAUCCCCCACUCCCUCCUCCUGCCCUCUAUGGCUGGGGGAUCAGCGGUAAUGGCGGGCCCCCAGGGGCACCUGGGGAUCGGGCUCGGAGGGCCCUAUCUGGGUCCCGAUACACCGGCGCUAAGGACGCUAAGUGAAUAUGCCCGUCCCCAUGCCAUGUCUCCACUUGGCGCCGCCAGCCGAGCGCAGGCCCACCACCAUCACCUACACCCCCACCCACACGCCCAUGUACACCCAUCACUCUUUUUACCCCAAUUCCAAAACCCAGCACUCGCCCACCCACACCACCUCCCAGCAGACGCAGCCACGGCGGCCGCGAUCCUGGGGUUUCUUUACGGCGGAGGACUGGAGGGAGCCCCCCCUCACCCCGGAGUGGGACCUGGGCCUGGGGGCAUGGCAGGACCAGGACUAGGUGGGGUUGGCUUUCCCCAUGCAGUGGCGGCGCACAGAGAGCGGGUGAAGUCCGGGUUUGAGUUUAAAAGUGAGGAGCGCGUGUACGACCCGGCACUGCCACUUGCACACACGCACUCGCACACACACUCUCACUCUCUGCUGCUGGCAGGCGGGGCUGGAGGUGGAGCCCCAGCCAGUGAGGUUGCACUUUACGGAACGCCUCCGCCUCCGGCCCCGCCCCCACAAGCCAUCGCCACCGCACCCAGAAAUCCAAACCCAAUCCCCCAGCCUCUUUCAGCCCCCCCAACUUCGUCUUUACUGCCUCCCUCCCUUCCUGCCCAUGCCCCCCCUCCCGUGGCACCUUCCGCUCCGGCCCCGCCCGCACCGCCUCCUCCUCCAGCCCCGCCUCCACCUCCUCCACCCUCAGCCUCCUCUCACCAUCACCCUUCCCCUCACUCUUCACACUCCACCCCCCACCCCGCCCCACAGGCCCCGCCCCCUGAAGGAUACUCCACCCCAAGCCGUACCCCACCCAGCACGGAGCGAGCGAGGAGCGUGGAGAGGGAGCGAGAGAGGGAGAGAGACAGAGUGCUGACCAGUGGAGAGAGGGAGCGCGAGAGGGAAAGGGAAAGAGAGAGGGAGAGAGUUGUGCCAGCAGGAGGCACAGGAGGAGGUGGGGGAACAGCAGGAGGAGGUGAAAGGGGAGGAGGAUCUGGAGGAGGAGGAGGUGAAAGGGGAGGAGGAUCUGGAGGAGGAGGAGAAAGAGAGAGAGAGUCAUUGGGAAGACUGCAGAUGCUGAAUGUGACUCCGCAUCAUCACCAGCACUCGCAUAUACACUCUCACCUGCAUCUGCACCAGCAGGAUACAGCGGCAGGGGGCGUGCACCCCCUGAUGGAUCCUCUGACGACGGGAGCCCCUCUGACACGGCUGCCGUACCCAGGGGCCACACUGGGGCCUCCCAUAAUCACACACCCCCUCACCGACAGCGAGGUGCUCCGACAGCAGCUCUUCGGUGGUCCGUUCCGUGAGCUGCCCCAGCCCUCGUCUCUGGGGGGCUCCAUGUCUGCGGCUCACCAGCUGCAGGCCAUGCAGCAGGCCCAGAACGCCGAGCUGCAGAUCCAGAGACUGGCGCUGGAGCAGCAGUGGAUCCACCACCAUCACCAUCACUCGCUCACACAGGAUGAGUUUUACAGCCACUUGAAGAAAGAGAGCGACAAAACGCUGUGAGAGAGCGAUGAACAGAAAACAAAACACAAAGUGAAGAAGGGAAAAAGUGCAAAUAAAACAAGUGGAAGAUGGAAUUAAGGAAAAACAAAUGGCUGCUGAAGCAGAUGUUGAACUGUCAGCACACAAAUCACACUAACAAACUGGAAAUGAACAAUAAAAAAGACAAAACAAUCCUCUUACAACCCAGGAGAGUGAUGUUUGUUCAGAAUAUCCUGAAGAGGACCUGACUGCUUACCUUGUCAGUUGGCCUGAUGCAUUGUGGACCCAGCGGCAGGGUUUGGGCUAUGGUGAAGUAUAUGUACAGUACAUUACACCAGAAAGAAUGUCUAAAGAAGAAGUUCUCUUUUAUGUCUUUGCAUGUAGCUAGAUACGAAAAAGCCCAGUGGGCUAAAAUCUGACUUUUUUUCUAGUGAACUCCUUUGGCACUCUAAGAGAGUGGGUUUGGUAUUGAGUAUGCAUGUAAUCAACACUCAGCUGUCAUAUUCCUUUCUUUGUAGUAUUGUUAUUAUUAAUAUAAAUGUUGUCUGUUUGUUAAUAAUUAUGUAAUUAUAUAAACAUAUUAUUUUGUGUUAUUUUUUUACAUUUUCAUGGUAUUGUUUAUUUUUAGUUUUUUUUUAUUUUGAAUUUUACUCGUGAAAAAAAUGCAAGAUUCAACCUGAAGGAAGAAGAAAAAAAAUCUGGAAAUAAAAUAUCAUUUUUCCUAAA